AUGCAAGAGGCGACGACGAUCGAAGCCACUAAGUGGACGGAUGUCGUCAAGAAGAAAAAAAUGAGGAAACAUCCUCGCAGAAGGCGACCAAAUCCCCAUCGCAGGAGAAACAGAAGCAGAAUUUUACCGGAUAUCACAACAAUUAAUUCGGAAGUCAACUGUCAUCAGCUGGACGAACCGGCUGAUGCAUUUCAACAUAAAAGGCCAGAAUUAAUCAACAGAAUAGGUGUAGUGUUCCAACAACAUAAUGCGAGACCUAAUACAAGAUUGAUCUAUCACCAAAAGCUUUUACAGCUUGAAUGGGCUAGAAUGCCAGACGCACCAUAUUAUCUAGAACUGGCAUCUUCGGAUUAUUAUUUGUUACGGACACUGCAAAAUUUUUUAGACGGUAAAACCUUCACUUCAAAUGAGUUGGUCAAAUAUCACCUCGUUCGGUUUUUUGUCAGGAAACACCAAAAAUUUUAUGAUCGUCAAAUAAUUCUACUACCAGAAAGAUGGCAAAACGUAAUGAACCAGAAUUGCCAAUAA
Molecule: messenger RNA, 528 nt
Organism: Vespa crabro (European hornet)
Lineage: Eukaryota; Metazoa; Arthropoda; Insecta; Hymenoptera; Vespidae
Product: histone-lysine N-methyltransferase SETMAR-like
Exons: 2
Coding region: 1-528 (175 amino acids)
Molecular function (GO): nucleic acid binding
Source: RefSeq, a predicted model, not a curated record